Molecule: messenger RNA, 918 nt
Organism: Aphanomyces invadans
Lineage: Eukaryota; Oomycota; Saprolegniomycetes; Saprolegniales; Verrucalvaceae
Exons: 1
Coding region: 1-918 (305 amino acids)
Cellular component (GO): membrane
Molecular function (GO): transferase activity, transferring alkyl or aryl (other than methyl) groups
Source: RefSeq, a predicted model, not a curated record
AUGCUGGCAUUGAUUUCGACCCUCGUGAAGUUCUCGCGCCCCCAUACGAUAGUGCACACAACGCUCGCCCCCACCAUAAUAUCCCGGGUCAUCCUGCGCUACGUCGAUCAAGACGCGACUAACCACUACUGGGAUGUCCUCCCCAUCGCAAUCGCUUUCAUCCUCAUCAACGUGUUUAUCGUCGGGAUCAAUCAAAUCUAUGACAUCCCCAUGGACAAGAUCAACAAGCCAUACUUGCCGCUUGCCAGCGGCGAACUCAGCGUCGAGUCGGCAUGGAAGAUUCUAACCGUUGUCUUGGUCGUCAGCGUCUGGGCUAUCUCGUAUGCGACUUCCCCCGUCGUGUUUGGGCUGUGGCUUUAUGUGCUUGUCGUGGGGACAAUGUACUCACUGCCCAUGAUCCGCCUCAAGAAGCAGUGGCUGAGCGUCGCCAUUGCCAUCACGACAUGCCGUGGGCUGGUGUUUCCGCUGUGUCUGGCCGUCCACUUGGCGGACAAGGUCGGUGUAGCUGCGCUCGACGUCCCUGCUGUGCGAUACAUCCUCAUCUUUAGCACGCUCUGGGCGCUCAACAUCUCCAUCUUUAAGGACCUCCCCGACACGCUCGGUGACAGCGCUGAAGCCAUUGCGACGCUCCCCAUCAAGUUUGGCUUGACGGCAGUCUUCCGCGGGUGCCUCGCGAUCAUGGUGGCUGCCUGGGCGAGUUCGUCUAUUGAGUUUAUCAAGUCCAUGAGCGGUACGGCGAGUAUCAGCACAAUGGUUCUUCAUGCGGCCGUGCGCGUGGCUCAAUUGGCUGUGCUGGCGUCGAACACAUGUCUGAUGCAGAUCGACAAGCCCAACUUGGCUGGACUGACAGCGUUUUACACAAAGAUUGUGUGGGGGUUUAUGUAUUUAGAGUGGGUGUUCUUGCCCUUGUGGUUCUAA